AUGGCACCAGUCACGAAGAGCCAAAAAUACGAUUACUUGGUCAUUGGUGGAGGAAGUGGCGGACUUGCCUCUGCAAGAAGAGCUGCUCAAUACGGAGCCAAAGUUGCAUUAAUAGAAAGUAGUCACAGACUAGGCGGAACCUGUGUUAAUGUGGGAUGCGUACCGAAAAAGAUUAUGUUUAAUACUGCAUCAGUUGCCGAGGCCCUGCAUGACGCCAAGGACUAUGGAUUCGACCUACCAAAAAUUCCCAAGUUUGACUGGACAGCUCUCAAACACAAGCGAGAUGAAUACAUAAAACGCUUGAAUAGAAUCUACGAAAACAAUCUCAACAAAGACGGCGUUGAAUACAUCUGGGGUAAGGCUAGCUUUGUUGAUGCAAAGACUGUAAAGAUUGAGACCGAAGACGCAGAGACUGCAGUAAAUGCCGACCAUAUUUUGAUCUCCACCGGUGGUCGGCCAGUUUUUCCUGAUACGCCUGGCGCAGAGUUGGGAAUUGAUAGCGAUGGUUUCUUCGAUCUUGAGACACAACCCAAAAAAGUCAUUGUUGUUGGGACUGGAUAUAUCGGUGUCGAAUUGGCAGGAAUAUUUAACACACUAG
Molecule: messenger RNA, 598 nt
Organism: Paraglomus brasilianum
Lineage: Eukaryota; Fungi; Glomeromycota; Glomeromycetes; Paraglomerales; Paraglomeraceae
Source: the annotation of a GenBank genome assembly